AUGGAAGUCCAAGCAGAUGGAGACCAUUUCAUAAGCUCGCAGUUGGGAGGCUUGGCAGGCACCCAAAUGGCUCUAAGAGCUGCAAUUGAGCUGAAAGUGUUCAAUAUAAUCGCAGAUGCAGGGCCUGAUGCUCAUCUUUCUGCAGCAGAGAUAAUUUCAAAGAUCCCAACAAAAGAUCCAAGUUCUGCAGCAUGGACUUUGGAGAGGGUGCUAAGAGUUCUUGGUGGAAACUCCAUCUUAUCAAUAAUAUCUCGGAAGCCGUCAGGAAAUAAUGGAGAACAUGGACGCCAUGAAUGGACCUAUGGCCUGACAAAGAAAAGCCGACGCUUAGCGAGUAGCAGUAGUACCACCGACGAGCUGGGAGAUGCUGGAAAGCCAAUAUAUGAUCAAGGAUGCGGUGCUUGA
Messenger RNA from Juglans microcarpa x Juglans regia, 405 nucleotides. Its product is annotated as (S)-scoulerine 9-O-methyltransferase-like. NCBI's taxonomy places the organism in Eukaryota, Viridiplantae, Streptophyta, Magnoliopsida, Fagales, Juglandaceae. Gene Ontology annotation, biological process: methylation. The coding region runs from base 1 to 405 and encodes 134 amino acids. Gene Ontology annotation, molecular function: protein dimerization activity; S-adenosylmethionine-dependent methyltransferase activity; O-methyltransferase activity. The record is from RefSeq and is a predicted model, not a curated record. The transcript is spliced from 2 exons.